AAACAUCAAUAUAUUUUCUUUUGAUUUCUAAGCCUUUACACAAAAUUUAAAAAAUUCUACAAAUAAAAUGAAAAUGCCUGCGGCAGCUUCAACGUUUAGGAAAUUGCAUGCAGCCGCCUCUAAACGUCUGACGCAUGUGCCCAGUUUUGAGGAGAACAUUGCGAUUAAGGAGCCACAUACGAUACUGCAACAAUGGCUGGCCGACGCACUGAAGCAUGCGCCGCAGAGCAAGCCACGGGUCGCAUGUCUGGCCACAGUAAAUAGAACAGGCAAGCCCUUGACAAGCUUAACGACAGUGGAGCAAAUUAGCGAUGCCGGCGUCACAUUCUACACAACUCUGGGCAGGAUUGAAAGCAAUGCGCCCGUCUCAUUGCAGUUCCACUGGCCAAUGCUGACGAGGAGUGUGCGAAUAGCCGGCCGGGCUCAUCGCUUGACAGAUGCCCAGGCCAUGGAACAGUUUCGCCGCUAUCCGCAACAUGUCCAGAAGAGCAUUUGUACGGGAAGGAGGGAAAGGCAUUUGGGAGGAGUCUAUAAAAAAAUCUCUUCAUGCCUGCGCUCUCUAUUCGCCCAAGAGGAGAAGCCGCAGUUAAUGCCCACUAAUUGGGGCGGCUAUUUAGUGGAGCCCAUAAUCUACGAGUUCGACGAAAUCAGUGGCGUCAGCCCCUGUACUGACUGCCUGCUCUUUCAUCGCGGCAGUCCGAAGAGCAUAAGGAAUCAUACUGUCAAUGAUAGUGCCUGGAUCUUUGAGAGUGUGCAGAAAAUUCACUAGAGCCGUAGCUGUCCUGAUUUGGGAACAUUUCUGCAGCUUCUAAUAACAUUAUAAAUUUUCACAAGUUGGCUUUGGAUGUUUCGAUUGACAAAUUAAAUUAUUGUAUUUUCAA
This is a messenger RNA of Scaptodrosophila lebanonensis, 881 nucleotides long. RefSeq names its product pyridoxine/pyridoxamine 5'-phosphate oxidase. The coding region runs from base 68 to 769 and encodes 233 amino acids. Gene Ontology annotation, molecular function: pyridoxamine phosphate oxidase activity; FMN binding. NCBI's taxonomy places the organism in Eukaryota, Metazoa, Arthropoda, Insecta, Diptera, Drosophilidae. The transcript is spliced from 4 exons. Gene Ontology annotation, biological process: pyridoxine biosynthetic process; pyridoxal 5'-phosphate biosynthetic process. The record is from RefSeq and is a predicted model, not a curated record.